Molecule: messenger RNA, 2393 nt
Organism: Cynoglossus semilaevis (tongue sole)
Lineage: Eukaryota; Metazoa; Chordata; Actinopteri; Pleuronectiformes; Cynoglossidae
Gene: mbd2
Product: methyl-CpG binding domain protein 2
Exons: 7
Coding region: 99-902 (267 amino acids)
Biological process (GO): DNA methylation-dependent constitutive heterochromatin formation; negative regulation of transcription by RNA polymerase II
Cellular component (GO): nucleus
Molecular function (GO): methyl-CpG binding
Source: RefSeq, a predicted model, not a curated record
CUUGUCACUUCGCAUCUAGACGGAUACUUUCGCCAUUUAUAUAUCGAUAGAACUGAUCGAAAUAUCUGCACUGACCAGUUACGCCAAUCGCUUCUUGUAUGGUGAUGGAGAGGAAGAGGACGGAAUGUGCCGCUCUGCCGCCCGGCUGGAAGAAAGAAGAAGUAAUCAGGAAGUCCGGGCUGAGUGCCGGGAAGAGCGACGUUUACUAUUACAGUCCCUCAGGGAAGAAGUUCCGCAGUAAACCUCAGUUGUCCAGAUACUUGGGAAACAGUGUGGACCUGGCUUGUUUCGACUUCAGGACUGGGAAGAUGAUGCCAGGGAAACUGCAGAAGAACAAACAACGGCUUCGGCACGAUGCACUCAGCAUCUCCAAGGGAGGAAAGAUGGACCUGAACACAACUCUGCCCAUUAGACAAACGGCCUCUAUCUUUAAACAACCUAUUACCAAGGUAACAACUCAUCCUGGGAACAAGGUGAAGACAGACCUUCAGAGGGCGACAGAGCAGCCCAGACAGCUGUUCUGGGAGAGAAGGUUAAAAGGUCUGCGGUCAUCUGAUGUCACAGAAGAAGUCCUGAGAACCAUGGAUCUGCCCAAAGGGCUGCAGAGUGUUGGUCCAGACUCCAGCGAUGACAUACUCCUGUCAGCCAUCGCCAGUGCUCUGCACAUGAGCUCGUCUCCCAUUACUGGACAGAUGUCGGUGGCUGCUGAGAAGAACCCAGCCAUCUGGCUCAACACGUCCCAGCCACUCUGCAGGGCCUUCACUGUAACUGAUGAACAUAUCAGGGAGCAGGAGCUGAAAGUACACCAGGCCAGGAGGAGUCUGGAGGAGGCACUGAUGGCUGACGGUUUGGCGCGGGUUGCAGAAAACGGCAGGGAACUGUUGGAAGGAAAAACAGCCUGAAGAUUCAGAUGAAGGGUGACGGAAAGACCACUGUGAACCAAGGUUAGAGACUCUUCUGGUCCACCAGCCUCAGGUUCAACAUCAUCUCUAUCUAUUUUCCUGCUAACGACAAACCAAAACAAACAGACUGAUGCACACAACAAAAUCCCUGCACUGAUCCCACAUCCUAGACUCUUCUGCCCCCCUCAAUUUUCUUCUGUCAGAUUCUGCUGAAGGACAUCAGGUGAUUUUUAACAGUUAAUGAUGAAGGAAAAUGGGACGAAAAAAACCAAACAGCAAUAAGUAAACGAUGUGAACCAGCCGUUAAUACUUAUUUCUUACUUUGCUAACUUCAAAGUGUCUCACAACUCUGAUUCAGGUAGAAGUUGUCAUUGUCUCUUUAUAUUUAUAUCUAAUAAGAAGAAGAAGAACAGGUGAGAGCUUAUUUUAAACCAGGUUUGCAAACUGCUGGACGGCUUUUGCUACUGAACUGAACUCUACUGAACCUUCAACCACCUGUUUGGCUGUUUGUAAAGUCAUGUGAUUACUUCAGGGUUAUUUUCUCCAGGUUGGACAUGAUUGUGACACAUAAUGUAUUUACGAGAAAUAAUAAAGAAUUUCUUUGGAACUGUGAAGGGGCAGUCCAAGAAUUUUUGAUAGAAGAUUAAAUGAGGUUCUUCAGUUUGCCCCAUGUGCCACCCUGUGGUGGGAACACCUUGUGGUUGCACCACCCUGUGUCCCUGUGUAGUUAGUGCAGGAAAAGUAUAAGAAAAACAUUUCAAAUUCAGCACAAGGCAGAGACUGAUCAAAAACCUGUUUACUGUGGUGUCUAACACAGAAUAUUUGUCUGGGUCAGUACUAAGAUGUACAUCUUGCUCCACAUAGUCCAUAUACAAUCAGAAAUAACAAACCAGAAGCAGUCCACAUUUGGUAUUUAGAAUGUAAACCUCUUCAUGCCCAGACUAGAUUUUUUUUGUUUUUUGGUCCACCUUUGGGCCAAAAAAGAACCAUCUUUGUUUUGGCAAAUGACUUACAUUUGUUUGUUUUUGUGACUGAUGUACAGGCAACCACAGGUAAAUAAAAUAUAUAUAUGUGUUUGUGUGUGUGUGUAUAAAUAUAUAUACAUAUAUGAAUACAUGCAUAUAUAUCAAAAUGCACAUACCAUACUUACAUCUACAGUACGCUGUACAUACUCUGUUAAAUAUGGACUGCUCCUCCUGUGCAUCCUGACGGCAAGUCACACUUUUAACUGUUUUUUGUUACUUCCUAAAAAUAAUGUAUUGUUUUUUUGCGGAAGUACUAUUUUGUUACAGAAGCACAAACUGUUUUUGUGGUCAGGAUUUUAAAAAACAUUUCCCCACACGUCUUUUUUUUUUUUUAGUUUAUCCAGAAUCAUUCAUAUUCAUUGGAUCCUCUUUACCUCACCUCAAAAACCCAGGUCUGUCCCUUUAAGAACAAACUUUAUGUCUAUAUUUCUUUAAUUUGUGUAAAUAAAAUUUAUAUUCACGCUUA